AUGCAUUCGCCAAUAAGAGAAGCUAUCAUUUGGCCAACCCUCCACGCAGAAGACGCGCGGGCUCUUGGUGCCAAGUUUCCCCGCGGUGUGCUUGUUCACGGACCUCCCGGUGUCGGGAAAACUUCAAUUUCUCUGAUUGCAGCGACUGAUGUUGGUGCUUCUGUACAUGCACUCAACGCAGGGGAUAUUUUCGGCCCAUAUGUUGGCGACACAGAGGCUAGGAUGAGAGCUGCUUUCAGGAGUGCUCAGCGAGACGCAAAGCGCGGCAGGCCAUCAUUUAUCAUGCUAGAUGAGAUAGAUACCUUGUGCCCUGCUCGCGUAAUUUCAAGGGACAGUGCUCCGCAUGGGUCGAGGCACGUGACUCAGCUUCUAACACUCAUGGAUUGCGGACUUUCCUCUGAAAGGAAUUAUAAAAAUGACAAACCAGGAGAUUCCUACCCCCUUGUGUUGGCAACUACGAACCGCCCAGACGUGCUUGAUGCUGCACUUCGGCGUCCAGGUCGGUUUGAUAUCGAAGUUGAAAUUAAGUUGCCCUGUGCUGUAGAGCGUGAAAUAAUCUUGAGGCAAUAUACUCAACUGCUGCUUAUGGGGUCUGAUGUCUGCCUCAAAACUAUUGCGGAGCGAACCCAAGGAUAUUCUGGAGCGGAUCUUUCAGCCUUGUGCCGGGAAGCUGCAAUGCUGGCGAUAAGCCGCCGUAAUACGGACAAACCGUUCGAGUCAAUCACGGCAUCUGAUGUUUCAGUGUCUGAUGGUGAUUUUUCAGAAGCAUGCAGAAGAAUGCGUGCUUCGCUGAUCCGUGGUGUGGAUGUUGACUUGAACCCUGUAAAGUGGGAGGACAUUGGUGGCCUGGAUGAUGUCAAGGAACAAUUGCAGAAGACGGUAGAAUGGCCCUUGCUGCAUGCUGAUGCAUUUCUGCGGCUAGGUUUAUCUCCUCCGCGUGGUGUUUUACUCUACGGUCCACCAGGUUGUGCAAAGACCACUCUGGCCCGCGCAGCUGCAACUGCAUCUGGAGCGACCAUUAUUUCACUUUCGGCCGCGGAUGUGUUCAGCAAGUAUGUGGGUGAAGGAGAAGUUUUAUUGCGCGACACUUUUUCGCGCGCGCAGCGCUUGGCCCCGGCUAUCAUUUUGCUCGAUGAAAUAGAUGGGAUGGUUGGAUCCCGUGGUUCAGAUCAUGCAUCCAAUAAUAGCGAAAUCGGAGCACGUAUCUUGUCCGUACUGCUGACAGAAAUGGAUGGUUUAGAUCAGUCAAAAGCGGGAAUCGUGCUGGCCACUACCAAUCGCGUAAAGUCGGUUGAUCCUGCACUCAUGCGCCCGGGGCGCCUGGAUGUUAAAAUAAAUAUACCAAAACCUGGUGAAACUGCCCGCUUUGCUUUGCUGCGUGCGUGCUCAAGAAACGUCCCACUGGAUGAUGACGUCGACCUUUUUGCGAUCGCAUCCCGCGCGAAAGUAUUCACUGGCGCCGAACUCUCCAAUGUAGUUCGCGAGGCUGCAAUAACAGCUCUGAGAGAGAACAUACAUGCGAAAAGUGUUGCACAGCGUCACCUUGAGGCAGCACUUGUAGCGAUGAUUCCGUGA
Molecule: messenger RNA, 1575 nt
Organism: Micromonas commoda
Lineage: Eukaryota; Viridiplantae; Chlorophyta; Mamiellophyceae; Mamiellales; Mamiellaceae
Exons: 1
Coding region: 1-1575 (524 amino acids)
Molecular function (GO): ATP binding; ATP hydrolysis activity
Source: RefSeq, a predicted model, not a curated record